This is a messenger RNA of Dovyalis caffra, 1290 nucleotides long. NCBI's taxonomy places the organism in Eukaryota, Viridiplantae, Streptophyta, Magnoliopsida, Malpighiales, Salicaceae. The record is from the annotation of a GenBank genome assembly.
AUGGGAGCAGUGAAACUGAUUGGAUCUUAUACAAGCCUGUUCUGCACAAGGGUUGAAUGGGCUUUGAAGCUUAAAGAAGUGCAGUAUGAAUACUUAGAAGAUGAUGUAUUCAAUAAAAGUCCCCUCCUUCUUAAGCACAACCCUGUUCACAAGAAGGUCCCCGUUCUUGUCCAUGAUGACAAACCAAUUGCUGAGUCACUUGUCAUCCUUCAAUACAUCGAUGAGACGUGGAAAGAUAAUCCCUUACUGCCUCAAGAUCCUCAUGAAAGAGCCACAGCUCUUUUUUGGGCUAAAUUUGCUGACGAGAAGUGUUUGGUAGAAGCAUAUACGGCUGCCUGGACUGAGGGAGAAGAAAAGGAGAAGGCCAUAAAGUCUGCUCAAGAAUCAUUUGCAUUUCUUGAGAAGCUGAUUCAAGGGAAGAAAUUUUUCAGUGGAGAUGAUAAGAUAGGCUAUUUGGAUCUAGCAAUGGGUUGGAUUCCUCUCUGUAUAGAUGUUAUGGAAGAAGUUGGAGGCAUGAAACUGGUUGAUGCUGAGAAGUUCCCAUCUCUUCUUGAAUGGGCUCAGAACUUCAUUGAAAUCCCACUCAUCAAAGAACGUCUUCCACCAAGAGAUGCUCUCUCCAACUACUUCAGUAUAAUUGUGAGCUACACGCGUGCACACAAGCAGUCAUUGUUUAAUAGUUCAACCAUGGUCACCAGACUUUCGAGCAUCAGAAAAGAGGAUUACCGAGGUGGUAGUUUGGGUUUAUUUCUCGAAUCUUCCAAUCAGCUGUUACCAUCCUCGAAUUCUAUCUACAAUGGGAGAUAUAAUUGUCUAGAGUAUAUUAAGCUUUGGCCAUUCAAGGUCAUUGUUGGUCCUAGUGACAAGCCAAUGAUUGUGGUUGCCUAUAAGGGUAAGGAGAAGCAGUUUGCAGCUGUGGAGAUUUCAUCUAUGAUUCUCAUUCAGAUACGUGAGAUUGCUAAAGCUUACCUUGGCUCCACUGUCAAGAAUGUUGUGGUUAUGGUCCCUGCUUACUUCAAUCACUCUCAAAGACAGGCCACAAAGGAUGCUGGUGUUAUUGCUAGUUUGAAUGUUAUGUGUAUUAUCAAUGAGCUUACUACUGCCGACAUUGCUUAUGGAUUUGACAAGAAGGCAACCAAAUUUGAGAAGAAGAAUAAGAAGAAUAUUAGUGGAAAUCCUAGAGCACUUAGGAGGUUGAGAACUGCUUGUGAGAGGGUGAAGAGGACUCUCUCAUCUACUACUCAGAUAACUAUUGAGAUUGAUUCCUUGUUUGGGGGUAUUGACUUUUAA